Molecule: messenger RNA, 1034 nt
Organism: Sarcophilus harrisii (Tasmanian devil)
Lineage: Eukaryota; Metazoa; Chordata; Mammalia; Dasyuromorphia; Dasyuridae
Gene: STMN1
Product: stathmin 1
Exons: 5
Coding region: 141-590 (149 amino acids)
Biological process (GO): neuron projection development; regulation of microtubule polymerization or depolymerization; microtubule depolymerization
Cellular component (GO): neuron projection; cytoplasm
Molecular function (GO): tubulin binding
Source: RefSeq, a predicted model, not a curated record
CGUGCCGCUGUUUGGCGCUUUUGUGCGCGCCCGGGUCUGUUGGUGCUCGGAGUGUGGCCGGGCGGCUCGGACCGAGCAGGGUUUUCUCCACCGUGUGGAUUGUCUAGAGUACACUGCCAGUCUCUUGUCUUCUACUCACCAUGGCUUCUUCUGAUAUCCAGGUGAAAGAACUAGAAAAGCGUGCCUCAGGGCAAGCAUUUGAGCUGAUACUUAGUCCUCGUUCAAAAGAAGCAGUUCCAGAAUUCCCUCUUUCCCCUCCAAAGAAGAAAGAUCUUUCCUUGGAAGAAAUUCAGAAGAAACUAGAAGCUGCAGAAGAAAGACGCAAGUCUCAUGAAGCUGAAGUCUUGAAGCAGCUAGCUGAGAAGCGGGAACAUGAGAAGGAGGUGCUUCAGAAAGCAAUUGAAGAAAACAACAACUUCAGUAAAAUGGCGGAAGAAAAACUGACCCACAAAAUGGAAGCUAACAAAGAGAACCGAGAGGCACAAAUGGCUGCUAAGCUGGAACGUUUGCGGGAGAAGGAUAAGCACAUGGAGGAGGUGCGGAAGAACAGAGAGUCCAAAGACCCCGCUGACGAGAACGGAGCUGACUAGCUGGCCAAGAGCUGGCUUCUCCCCCUCCCGAGCAUCCAAAGACUGAACUGGCCAGUGUCGCUUUUAUUUUAUUCCUCCUGACAAAUAUUCUAGAAACUGAUGUAGAGCUGCAUAGAUAGAUCCAAACCGUACAGAUGUUGUUUUGGGGGCAAAGGGGGAGAAACUACAAGUGUUUUGCUCUUUUUCUAAAGUGUUGAAGUCUUUCUAACGUAGCUAUUUUUCUUGUUGCAUCUUUUCUAUUCCAGUAUGCUCGGUGCUGGGUUAAUGGCUAGUACUGUAUUGGCUCUGUGAAAACAUGUUUGUGAAAGGAAUCUGUAGUAUGCUUCUUUCCAACUGUUAGAUGCUGAAUAUAUCUGUCUGUUCACUUUUGAAACCUGACCUUUGUCCCGGUCUUUCCAGAUACUACUGUACUUGAAUGGUUAAUAAAACUGCACAGUGCUGUUA